This is a messenger RNA of Cricetulus griseus (Chinese hamster), 477 nucleotides long. NCBI's taxonomy places the organism in Eukaryota, Metazoa, Chordata, Mammalia, Rodentia, Cricetidae. The record is from RefSeq and is a predicted model, not a curated record.
UCCCAGGUGGCUUUCAUGACGUUGACGCUGUUUCCCAUCCGGCUCCUGUUCGCUGCUUUCAUGAUGCUGCUGGCCUGGCCCUUUGCGCUUGUGGCCUCCCUGGGACCGCCUGAUAAGGAGCCAGAGCAGCCCAUGGCCUUGUGGAGGAAGGUUGUGGAUUUCCUGCUCAAGGCCAUCAUGCGUACCAUGUGGUUUGCUGGCGGCUUCCACCGAGUGGCUGUGAAGGGACGGCAGGCCCUGCCUGCUGAGGCUGCUAUCCUCACACUGGCACCACAUUCCUCCUACUUUGAUGCCAUCCCUGUCACCAUGACCAUGUCCUCCAUUGUAAUGAAGGCGGAAAGCAGAGACAUCCCAAUCUGGGGAACUCUGAUAAGGUACAUUCGACCUGUGUUCGUGUCCCGGUCUGACCAAGACUCUCGAAGGAAAACAGUGGAGGAGAUCAAGCGACGGGCACAGUCGGAUGGAAAGUGGCCUCAG